This is a messenger RNA of Zingiber officinale, 537 nucleotides long. RefSeq names its product ribosomal RNA small subunit methyltransferase H-like. The record is from RefSeq and is a predicted model, not a curated record. NCBI's taxonomy places the organism in Eukaryota, Viridiplantae, Streptophyta, Magnoliopsida, Zingiberales, Zingiberaceae. Bases 1 to 537 code for a protein of 178 amino acids. Gene Ontology annotation, biological process: rRNA base methylation. The transcript is spliced from 5 exons. Gene Ontology annotation, molecular function: rRNA (cytosine-N4-)-methyltransferase activity.
AUGGGGAUCUCAUCUCUCAGAUCCCCAUCCGAGUUCGAUCGCGCCCUCUACUGUCGCUACGCAGACCCCGUCCGGGACCACGCCCCCGUCAUGCUCGGCGAGGUGCUCGACGCAUUCCGUUCCCUCCGCCUCCGCUCCUUCGUUAACUGUACCCUCGGCACCGCCGGGCACUCCGUCGCUAUCGUAGAUGCCCAUCCGGAGUUGGAGUUGUUCAUGGGAAUGGAUAUGGAUGCUUCAAUCCAUGACCAAGCUCGGGCUCGGAUAGAGAAGCUCUUGGCCGUGGAUUCACACGAAAGCAAGUUGAAAGCUUACACUCAUGUCAGAAACUUCAAGUACAUCAAGUCGGUGCUUGGCGGCGUUGAUGAGAACCUGCUUGACGUUGGGGUGAACGACAUCUUGAUGGACCUUGGAAUCUCAUCCAUGCAGGUGGAUGACUCUACAAGAGGAUUUAGUGUGCAAGGUGAUGGACCUUUGGAUAUGCGCAUGAAUCCUCAGGAUAUAAGGCAGUGUGAGUUUUGCACCCCUGCAGUAAAGUAG